Molecule: messenger RNA, 1350 nt
Organism: Gadus morhua (Atlantic cod)
Lineage: Eukaryota; Metazoa; Chordata; Actinopteri; Gadiformes; Gadidae
Product: E3 ubiquitin-protein ligase NEURL3
Exons: 4
Coding region: 147-971 (274 amino acids)
Biological process (GO): ubiquitin-dependent endocytosis
Cellular component (GO): early endosome
Molecular function (GO): ubiquitin protein ligase activity
Source: RefSeq, a predicted model, not a curated record
CGCCCUCUCGCACGUGGGUCGCAGUGUUGUGCUAUCACCGACAACCUGCCUCGGUAUACAAACCUGCCACGGAUUUGAACCGGCAUCAGAUCAUAAUUCAUCUUCGGACCUUGGAGUAUCAGGACCUUCAAAUGUGAUUCCUGAAGAUGCCUCUUCACCUGAACUCUGACUCACCGGAGAGGAGCCACCGCUGCAGCUGCUUCUGCCUCGGGCCCCUAGCCUUCCACGGCUCCGCUGUGGGGGCCCACCUCAGCCUGGGGCUGGGCCGGAGGCUGGCCCGCCGGAUGGAGUGCACCUUCAACCACGGCCUGGCCUUCAGCUCCCGGCCCGUGCGUGUGGGCGAGAAGGUAUCCCUCCAGGUGAGGAAGCAGACGGACAACUGGAGGGGGGCUCUGCGGCUGGGCUUCACCAGCGUGCCCCCCGACAGCCGAGCGCUGCCCCCCGCCCCCAUGGCCAUUCCCGACCUUACAGACAUCGCGGGCCACUGGGCCAAUGUCGUACCGGAGGCCUUCUGCCAGCCGGGCUCCGUGGUGAAGCUCUGGGUGUCCCACGGCGGGACGGUGUACUGCAAGACGAAGAUCUACAAGAGACACGUUCUGGCGAAGGGAGUGGACCUCGGCCGGCCACUGUGGGCCCUGGUGGACGUCUACGGACAGACCUGCGCCGUGCUCCUGCUUGGUUCUGAGAAGAAGCAGGCGCAGAGGACCCGUCGGUCCUGCCCUCUUCCUUCCUCCCUCCAGCAGCAGGGCUACGAGAAGGACGGAGACAUGGAAGACCUGUGUACAAAGGACAAGACCUGUGUGUGUUACCUGAGGAAGAACGACUAUGAGAGGGCGGUGGUGUGUGUAGCCUGCAUGCAGUGUCCGGCCAGCACCACUCUGCUCUGUGGUCACCGCUGUCUGUGUCUCCAGUGCUCUGACCGCGUGAUCUGCGAGAUCGGAACCUGUCCUCUCUGCCGCCUGCCCAUCUGAAGCUUCAGACACACGCUCGAACACGCGCGCGCCAGCACACAUUUCAUAUCCGUCACGGGGGGAGGGCAACCCUUACUUUGACAAAUGUUAUAAAUAUUCUCCUGUGAAACUGCAAUUGUGGAAUGUUAACCCUCAGCUGAAAAAACUAUGUUUACAAUAUUCUGAUAACCUCGGCCAUUGGCUAUCAUGCGUAAUGUACAUUGUGUAUAUAGGCAAAAUUUUAUAUUUGUUUAAGAACGUAUAUCUGAAAAUGCGAAAAGCCUACAGCGUUUUUAUUGUAUUGCUUGUUUUUUUAUCUAGUAUUGUUUUAAGAUUUGUAUGUUUUGUUAUUUAUUUACUUUUAUACCUGACAUUAUUUUAUAAAAACGUUUUUUACACA